AUGGUACUUCAGGCGCCCUGCGAACCACCCCCUCAGCUGGCUACUAUCUGUCCAUUGGCUGAUUCGCUUUACAACUCCACUCACCAGUCAACGUCCCUCGUCAAUCAAGCAACCGGGGAAUUGGAUCUGCUGCUUACUGUGCUAAGCUCUACGAGGGCGUACGUGAUAUCUACGGAUUCGCCGACUGAGUUACCUGGGAUUGUGAAGCGUUGCCAAGAGGCUUUACUGGAUCUGCAGGCUGUUUCGCUGCAUCCCGGUGGGGUCGGAUCGCAGCACCAGAUUACGGAGAUUCGAUCGCGGCUCGGAUCGGUUAUUUUUGAGCUAAGUAUGAUGAAUGCGAAUAUGGCUAUAUCGUUGCAGAAUAAUGUGAAUAAGGCGAUGAGAAGCUUUAUUAAUGAUAUACAUGCAGGCAAGCGAGAUGCAUUCAUCGUUUCUAACGUCCUGAAUAUCGGCCCUUCCGGCCCUGAAAAGGAUGAGGCUUGGCAGAAACUGCAGCAUGAAUUAAACGAUGUCGGUAUUGGGCCGGAACUAUCAAGUCAAGAUCAUGAAUUUAUCAUCAGUGUUCUUGAUAAAGCUGUCAAGGAUGAAAAUCUCUUACGAAAACAAACACAGAUCGAGACACCAAAUCAAUUACUAGCGAGCUCUCCCGAGUAUGAUAUGACCGACACACACAAAAUAGCCCUGCCACGGGGUCUGUCAGACUUACCCAUGUCUCUCGUCACAGAAAUGCAAGGCGAUUUUGAUAAACAAGUCAUAUCAGAAGACUUCCCAGAACCAAUACUCAAGAUGUCAGCAACGUACAGUCCAGGCGACACAGACAAAGAAGUAUUUUGCGAAAACUUCCCGAUACCCCUCGAAGCUGAACCAGGCAGCUCGGCCACCCUCUCAGAAACAUAUUCAGAUGCCAGCUCUUCAAGAGGAAGCUCAUCGUAUCCGAAUAUUGUGCGGAGCAAGAAGCCGAGUAUUAUGCGGAAAAUGAAAUUCAAGUUCACUACUAGCAAGGACGAUUUUAUCCGUCUUGUACAGCAGGGUGGGCUAUAUUCCAUCCAGAGCGCGCUGGAUAAAGGUGCUGAUGUGAAUACGAUGGAUUCGCACGGCCAGACGGCGUUGAUGAUUGCUAUUUUGUUUUUACAUGAGAAUGUUGUCAAUCUGCUGUUAGAAUAUGGUGCGAGCACUGCGAAGAUUUCGGCGACAGGGGACUCGGCGUUGAGUAUUGCAGCUUCAAGAGGCGCCGAGAGGAUUAUUCGAACAUUGCUGGUGCGUGGCACAGCGGUUGAUGGGUCUAAGAACAUUGGGAAGACCGCGUUGUCUCAGGGUGCUGAGUGGGGGCACGAGAAUACCGUUCGAUUGCUGUUCAACGCGGGUGCAGAUAUCAACGGCCUUUCUCAUACUGGUGAUACUGCUCUUUCACAAGCCGCCAUGAACGGCCAUCUGGAUAUUGUUCGGUUCUUGUUGGACAAUGGGGCUAUACCGGAUUAUACUGCCUAUCCGAGGCAGACGCCUCUUUACAAGGCUGUUCAUCAGGAUAGACCUGAGGUGGUGAGGGUGUUGCUGCAGCGGGGAGCAGAUCCAAACCACCCAGAAUCCAUUCGAGCUUGGACGCCCUUAACACUGGCUGCCAUGCAUGGCAGAACGGAGAUACUUGCGAUGCUCAAACACCCAGGAUAUGUCCCCUACCAAUACCAGCGUUGA
Molecule: messenger RNA, 1692 nt
Organism: Penicillium odoratum
Lineage: Eukaryota; Fungi; Ascomycota; Eurotiomycetes; Eurotiales; Aspergillaceae
Product: ankyrin repeat domain-containing protein
Exons: 2
Coding region: 1-1692 (563 amino acids)
Molecular function (GO): protein binding
Source: RefSeq, a predicted model, not a curated record